CCAAUCCUUGCGGCACAUCAUUGGUCACUGACCUUGCAUUUGAAAAUGUAGUAAGAUAUGCAAAGAUUAAAAGAUUAAAGAUUAACUUUAUUUGUCACAUGUACAUUGAAAUGUACAGUAAAAUGUGUUGUUUGCGUCAGUGACCAGCAUCAUCUGAGGAUUAUGCUGAGGCCACCCCACAAGUGUUACCUGCUUUCAGCGCCAACACAGCAUGCCGAAACUUUCCUAACUCGCCUUUGGAAUGUGCAAAGAGACUGGAGCAUCCAGAGGAAACCCACAUGCUCAUGAGAAGAGCAUACAAAUUCCUGGCAACUUCGCCCAGAAUGUAACAGUAAUGUACAGUACACACCAGUGGAAAUUUACAGUGGAUAAUUAAGCUACCAACUUGCACAUCAACUUACAUGGGGUUUACAAAGAGGCCCACUUUUAGGAGCGGGCAGUGUCGGUACGGGCAGCGGAGCAGGAGUCAGGAGUGCUCGAGGUCGACAGACGACUGGAGGUCGGAGGAUUGGAGGAUCAGCCAUCGUAGGUAGGCCGAGACCGUCGGACCUACCUGGACAGUACCUGAGGAGGAAGGUAAAACUGCGCAGGCGUGGGUGACGUCAGCGGCAAGCGCGGGGUUUAAAAAGAGGCCCACUUUCACUAGCGGGCAGUGGAGUGCUGGGCUUUGGCUCAGCGGGCUUUGGCGCAAGGGGAAUUUGGUGAGAGGAAAUCAGUGAGCCUGAGUACGUGCUUGCUGAGGUAAAAAAAAAAGGUAAGGUCGGUAGGUUCUUUUUUUCAUUUAUUCUGACUAAUCUGGGAUCAGGUAAUGGGGGAGACAGUCAGAGCAGUGGUGUGCUCCGUAUGCAGUAUGUGGGAGGUCAGGGUCAACACAGCAGUCCCUGAUGACCACACCUGCAAAAGGUGCAUCCAGCUGCAGCUCCUAUCAGACCGAGUUAGGGAAUUGGAGCAGGAGCUGGAUGAACUACGGAUCAGAGGCAGAGGCAGAGAUAGAUAAGAGUUAUCGGGAGGUAGUCACACUGAAAAGACAGGAGGUAGACAAAUGGGUCUCAGUCAAGAGAGGCAGGGGGAGCAGACAGAGAGAGCAGAGCACCCUUGUGGCCGUUCUCAUCAACAGUAAAUAUACCGUUUUGGAUACUGUUGGUGGGGAUGACCUACCAGGAACAAGUUGCAGUGGUCCUGUCUCUGGCACUGAGGUUGGACCCUCGACUAGGAAGGGGAGGAGGGAAGAGAAGAGAGCGGUAGUGAUAGGGGAUUCUAUAGUCAGGGGGGCGGAUGGGAGAUUCUGUGGGGAAGAUCUGGAGUCUCGGAUGGUAUGUUGCCUCCCUGGUGCCGGGGUCCGGGACAUCUCAGAUCGGGUGCAGGUCAUUCUCAAGAGGGAGGGCAAGAGCCCAGAUGUUGUGGUCCAUCUAGGGACCAACGAUGUGGGUAGGAUGAGUGAGGGGGUCCUGCGUAGUGAGUUCAGGGAGUUAGGUGUGAAGCUGAAGGGCAGGACCUCCAGGGUAACAAUCUCAGGAUUGCUACCUGUGCCACGUGCAAGUGAGGCAAGGAACAGAAAGAUUGUAAAGAUUAAUACGUGGCUGAGAGGAUGGUGCAGGAGGGAGGGCUUCAGGUUUUUAGAUAAUUGGGCUUUGUUCCAGGGAAGGUGGGAUCUGUUCCGACGGGACGGUUUACACCUGAACUGGAGCAGUACUAACAUUCUUGCAGGAAAGUUCGCUAGUGCCUCUCGGGAGGGGUUUAAACUAAAUUUGCAGGGGGCAGGGAUCCAGAAUGCGAGAGAGGAUAGUGAGAUGAAGAAUAAAGGACAGGUGGGGACUACACGGUUCUGGAAUAUUAAGUGUGUAGUAGAGAAAGGUGAGGCAGAACAAGUGAUAAGGAGGACACAUGUACAAAGGGAUGGUCUGACAGAACAUGGAGUUGAAUGUGGAGAAAGAAUAAGUAAAUUUAGGAAGGACAACAAAAUUCAAGGGGCGUAUAGCCCAGUGGGAAUUCAGGGAGCUGGGUUAAGCACAAUAGGCAGCAAUUUAAACAGAGAGAGGAGAAAUGGGCUAAUAAUUCUAUAUCUGAAUGCACGAAGUGUCAGAAAUAAGGCGGAUGAGCUUGAAGCUCAGGUGCAAAAGGGUAACUAUGAUGUUGUUGCGAUAACGGAGACAUGGCUGUAGGGAGAUCAGACCUGGGAAAUGAAUGUACAGGGGUAUACGUGCUAUCGUAGGGACAGAAAUGUGGACAGAUGGGGUAGAGUGGCCCUGUUGGUGAGGAAUGAGAUUCAGUCCUUUGCAAGGGGGGACAUAGGAUCAGGAGAUGUAGAGUCUGUGUGGAUAGAACUGAGGAACAGUAAGGGCAAAAAGACCCUAAUGAGUGUUAUCUACAGGCCCCCAAACAGUAGCAUGGAUAUUGGGUGCAAGUUGAAUAGGGAUUUAACAUUGACAUGUGGCAAAGGUAAUGUCGCAGUAGUUAUGGGGGAUUUCAACAUGCAGGUGAAUUGGGAGAAUCAGGUUGGUGCUGGACCCCAGGAUAGGGAGUUUGUAGCGUGCCUAUGGGAUGCAUUCUUGGAACAGCUUGUAUGAGAGCCGACCAGGGACAAGGCUAUUCUGGAUUUAGUGUUAUGUAAUGAACAGGAUUUGAUAAGUGAUAUUGCAGUAAAGGAGCCAUUAGGAGGUAGUGACCAUAAUAUGAUAAGUUUUAUCUGCAAUUUGAGAAGGAUAAGGGCAGAUUGGAGGUGUCAUUGUUGCAGUUGAACAGGGCAGACUAUGGAGCCAUGAGGGAGGAGUUGGCCAAAGUUAAAUGGAUGGAUAUCCUAGCAGAAAAGACAGUGGAACAGCACUGGCAGGUAUUCUUGGGAAUAAUGCACAAGGUGCAAAAUCAGUUCAUUCCCCGGAGAAGGAAGGAUUCAAUGGGGGGAAAGGAGUCACAGUGGUUGACAAAGGCAGUCAGAGAUUGCAUAGCAUUAAAAUAAAGGAAGUAUGACAGAGCUAAGGUGAGUGGGAUGUCAGAUGAUUGGGAAAUUUUUAAGGAACAACAGAAUUUAACUAAAAAGGCAAUAUGGGGAGAAACAAUGAGGUACAAAUGCAAGCUAGCCAGGAAUAUAAAGGAGGAUAGCAAAAGCUUUUUUAUGUAUGUGAAGAGAAAGAAGAUAGUUAAGAACAAUGUUGGGCCCUUGAAGAAUGAAUUGGGUGAAAUUGUUAUGGGAAACAGAGAAAUGGCAGAAGAAUUUAAUAAGUACUUUAGAUCUGUUUUCGCUAGGGAAGACACAAGCAAUCUCCCAGAAGUAUGGAUGGGCCAAGGACAUAGGGUAACAGAGGAAAUGAAACAGAUUGACAUUAGGAAGGAAACGGUGAUGAGUAGACUGAUGGGACUGAAGGCUGACAAAUCCCCAGGUCCAGAUGGUCUGCAUCCUUGAGUACUAAAGGAGGUGGCCCUGGAAAUUGAGGAUGCAUUGGUAAUCAUUUUCCAAUGUUCCUUAGAUUCAGGAUCAGUUCCUGAGGAUUGGAGAAUGGCUAAUGUUAUCCCACUUUUUAAGAAAGGAGGCAGGGAGAAAACAAUCGUCCUGUCAGCCUAACAUCAGUAGUGGGGAAGAUGCUAGAGUCCAUUCUUAAAGAUGAAUUAGUGGCAUAUCUAGAUAGCAGUGAUAGGAUUGGGCCUAGCCAGCAUGGAUUUACCAAGGGCAAAUCAUGCUUGACUAAUCUAUUGGAGUUUUUCGAGGAUGUAACCAGGAAGUUAGAUGGGGGAGAUCCAGUGGAUGUAGUGUACCUCGAUUUUCAGAAGGCAUUUGAUAAGGUCCCACAUAGGAGAUUGGUGGGUAAAAUCAGAGCUCAUGGCACUGGGGGGAAGAUCUUGACAUGGAUAGAAAACUGGUUGGCAGAUAGAAAGGAAAGGGUAGCGGUGAAUGGGUGUUUCUCGGAUUGGCUGGUGGUGACUAGUGGGGUGCCACAGGACUCGGUAUUGGGAUCACAGCUGUUUUCGAUUUACAUCAACGAUUUAGAUGAAGGCAUUGAGAAUAACAUCAGCAAGUUUGCUGAUGAUACUAAGCUGGGUGGCAUUGUGACAUAUGAUGAGGAUGUUAGGAGAAUUCAGGGUGACUUGGAUAGGCUGAGUGAGUGGGCAGAUACUUGGCAGAUGAUGUUUAAUGUGAAUAAGUGUGAGGUUAUCCACUUUGGGAGUAAGAACAGGAAGGCAGAUUAUUAUCUGAACGGUGUAGAGUUAGGUAAGGGAGAAAUACAAAGAGAUCUAGGAGUACUUGUUCAUCAGUUACUGAAGGUGAAUGAGCAAGUGCAGCAGGCAGUGAAGAAGGCUAAUGGAAUGUUGGCCUUUAUUACAAAAGGAAUUGAGUACAAGAACAGGGAAAUCCUUUUGCAUUUGCACAGGGCCCUGGUGAGACCACACCUGGAGUAUUGUGUACAGUUUUGGUCUCCAGGGUUAAGGAAGGACAUCCUGGCUAUAGAGGAAGUGCAGCGUAGAUUCACAAGGUUAAUUCCUGGGAUGUCCGGAAUGUCUUACACCGAGAGGUUAGAGAGACUGGGCUUGUACAUGCUGGAAUUGAGGAGAUUGAGAGGGGAUCUGAUUGCAACGUAUAAGAUUAGUAAGGGAUUGGACAAGAUAGAGGCAGGAAAUAUGUUCCAGCUGCUGGGAGAGUCCAGUACCAGAGGGCAUGUUUUGAGAAUAAGGGGUAGGUCAUUUAGGACAAAGUUAAGGAAAAACUUCUUCUCCCAGAGAGUUGUGGGGGUCUGGAAUGCACUGCCUCGGAAGGCAGUGGAGGCCAAUUCUCUGGAUGCUUUCAAGAAGGAGCUAG
Molecule: messenger RNA, 4789 nt
Organism: Hypanus sabinus (Atlantic stingray)
Lineage: Eukaryota; Metazoa; Chordata; Chondrichthyes; Myliobatiformes; Dasyatidae
Exons: 2
Coding region: 885-2162 (425 amino acids)
Source: RefSeq, a predicted model, not a curated record